AUGACAUUCUCAGAACCCCUCAAACUCGAACCAAACACACUCUACAUCCUCCUCCUUGAUCGAGGAAACACAUAUCUCUUUCACUGGGAACUAUAUCUCGCCCAAACAGCCAUAACAGGAACGGUUUUUCACAUAAUCAACGAAGGCGGUCCCACAGCCUGGGAAUACAAAAGCGAGCCAACAAGCGAAAUCUCAACUCUCGGUCGACUGGUACUAGCCCUUCAAAUCGGGACUGUGUCACCAGUUCUACAUGCUGCGCUGGCAGAUAGACUGGCGAUUGUACCCUUGACGCUGUACUCGGCACGAUAUCGGGAGACCUUGAAUUGUGUUGUUUGGGUGCUGGAGGCGCUGUUUGCCCUUGAUGAUGAGGGGUAUAUGUCUCUGCGCAUUGGAAUUCGGGAGAUUGAGCAGGAGGCUAAGCAGAUUGGUAUGAUGAAUAAGAGUCAGUGUAUUAGGACUCUUGUUAGAAGUCGUGCAUUUGCGAAGUAG
Molecule: messenger RNA, 489 nt
Organism: Penicillium canescens
Lineage: Eukaryota; Fungi; Ascomycota; Eurotiomycetes; Eurotiales; Aspergillaceae
Exons: 1
Coding region: 1-489 (162 amino acids)
Source: RefSeq, a predicted model, not a curated record